Messenger RNA from Gadus macrocephalus (Pacific cod), 2547 nucleotides. RefSeq lists its product as uncharacterized. The transcript is spliced from 3 exons. The record is from RefSeq and is a predicted model, not a curated record. Bases 329 to 982 code for a protein of 217 amino acids. Lineage: Eukaryota; Metazoa; Chordata; Actinopteri; Gadiformes; Gadidae.
ACCAUCCAAUGCGCUGUCUCCUUUCGGUGGACGCGUGCCAAAGUAGAAUGUUUAUGUGUACUGUGGACCAAUGGGAAUGAAUUGAAGGGGGCGUGGCGUUCAUUCGGAGGAAAGAGGCAAAAACAAUCUUUUAUCCUCUUGACCGGGCGGCUUCUUGGAUAUCCAGGGUGGUGGGGGUGUUGGAAAACUUUAUGUAGAGUAGAAUAUAUCAUACAAGGAACAUCAAUAGCCUCGAGACAAUCCUGAUAAAUGUAUUUCAUUUCAAUUUGCACUCAAUUCUCUAGAAAGCUGUUUUUCUUUCUUUAGAGCCACCUGUCCUGCCUGAAAUAUGAAUUCCAAACGUGUUGUGGACGCGGUGGGAAUAAGGGUCGGCGGAGCGCCGAAACACGGCGAUUUCAGCUGCCGCGGAGACUUCUCGGUGGUGUGCGACGCGAGUGUCGCCGCGGUUGAGAACGGUCUCCUGCCGGCGGUGUUCACCCGCAAGACCGACAUGGGAUCCGUGCUGUACACACUGGUAGUGGACAGUGGUUCUGUGGCAGAGGGAAGAAAAUCCAAUGGAUUGUCUUCGGGAGGAGAAAUGUUGCAGGGCAUGGAGAAAGUUGCUCUGAGUGGCCCGAAGGACCAAAGAGAAGCCGGUUCCACGGGGAUCCUGAAGAGGGCCAGCCCCACUCACUGCCCAAGCCACUGCCCCACCAUACACAGGCAGCUGCCAGACGGACUCAUGCUCCUGGACAUCAGGAACCCAGGGAAACGGGUGGAACUGGCCAACGGUUUCCACGUGGCGGCUCACGGGCAGAUGGUGACCCCUGCGGAGGGCCAGUCGCUUCCCUCGUCCUACAUCCCUGUCCCCAGGCACAGGCUACAAAAAUGUCAAACAAUGUCGACUCGUCACUCUGUAAAAGAAAAAUGGACACCCUCAAGAAGAGAAGGUGCCAACCAAUGGGUGAAAAUCCACCAUUCUUUUCAAAUCCUCAGUGGAUAGACUUCAUUUUUAUCGUUUCCAGUGGAAGUUUUUCUAUUUUUCCCCAGUGAGAGAACCAGUUACCGUCAUAGAUCGGGCCAUUUUGUUCUAGCUUCUCUUUGCUCUUUGAAAACAAACAGGCAACCAAACUAUUCAUACGACCCAGGAGAGGACAAGCUCAAGGAAGCCAGCCCUCUCUCACCGUCAAAUGGUUUUAUAUUUAGAAGAAGAAGAAGAAGAAGAAGAAGAAGAAGAAGAAGAAGAAGAAGAAGAAGAAGAAGAAGAAGAAGAAGAAGAAGAAGAAGAAGAAGAAGAAGAAGAAGGAAGAGGGAAAAAGUACUUUUCAGGCUGAGUGGAAAAAACAAUCUGUUGGGACCUGGUGCGCUUCUCUGGCUGGCUACGCUGACACGUGACUCCAACGACAGUAGCAGCGAGCCAGUUUAAAUAAGCAGGCAAACUAGCUUAAAGGCUACUCUUUCUUAGGAUCGUGUUUGCUUGACCGACCAAUUAUCAUAAAAGCUAGAAAGAAAGGUCAUUGCGUAGGAUGAACUCCCCCCCUCCUGCUGUACCCUAGCAACCUUGUAGUUUUAUAGCAGGGCACUGAGGGAGGGCGGGAGACGUUGUUGCUAUAGCAACAGCUUUACACGUUGGCGUUGCCCGAAGUUACAGGCAGAUAAUAAACUGGAGAAGUGUGUGUGUGUGUGUGUGUGUGUGUGUGUGUAAACAGGAUGUGCACUGCAUGAAUCAGUGUCUUUUGGAAUCCUCUAAAUAAGUUCUUCACCACAGCAACACUUACAUUGUUUUGUAGUCAAUUUGUUUGGGUAAGUUCCGUGUGUAUAUGUGUGUUGGUGUGGAUGGAUUUGCACACGCGUGGCCUUGUGUGCUUGUGUAGACGUGUGCUGAAAGAUGGAUGUUUUGUGUGCAGGUAAACACCAAAGGGCGUCCUGGUUGGUUUGGACCCGAUGAUCCAUCGAUGUCGAUGAGGAUCGAUGACGCUAUAGAUCAGAGGAGAAACAGGAGAGAGAGAGGACAAGAAGAGAAUAGGGAGAGAAGGUUAUAGGACUAGAGAAGAAAGAGAUAUAGGACAAGAGUAGAAGUACAGAGAGAGAGAGAGAGAGAGAGAGAGAGAGAGAGAGGACAAGAGUAGAAGAAGAGAGAGAGAAGGCAAGAGUUGAAGUGAGAGAGAAGACAAGAGAAGAAGAAGAAGAAGAAGAGAGAGAGACAAGAGGAAAAAAGAUAGGGGACGAGUAGAAGAAGAGAGAGGGAGGACAAGAGUAGAAAGAGGGAGAGAGAGAGAGAGAGAGAGAGAGAGGCCAAGAGUAGAAGGAGACAGAAGACAGAGGUCAACAGAAGAAGAGAGAGAGGACCAAACUAGGAGAAGAGAGACGGAGGACAACUGAAAAAGAGAGAGAGGACAAAAUAAUAACACGAGAGAGUGAGGACAACAGCGGUAGAAGAGAGUGAGACGGUUUUUGUCCCACAACUGAGCAGCUCUUACAGUCCCCGCAAACAUUAAAGAUAAACUUUUUUUUACAAACGUUCAUUUACAAGAGGAUGGCUGCAUCACACAAACCAACAAACAAACA